GCCCGGUGUCUCGACGUGGCACAAGAUAAGACGAGGGCAAGUCCAAGAUUUUCUCCUUAAGAAACCGAACAGGAACAGCCGAAUCCAGCAAUACCCACCACUGAGGCAACAGAGUUCAGCAUGAAUCCACAGACAGGCUACAACCAACCCUACCAGGGGGGGUACCAGAACUACGGGGGGCCACCCCCUCCUGGUGGACAGAACAGGGGGUACGGGGGCCCCGUCCCGGGACAACCCCCUCCACAGAAUGCCUACAUGAACGGACCCCCUUCCCUGGGCCCCCCAGGGGCCAAGCCUUCACAAGGGGGUUAUGGAGCACCCCCCUCGCAGAAGGGGCCGUCAGGGGGGUACGGCCAGGGGGGUGGUGACAUGCAGAAUGGUUUUUCUCACGGUGGCCAGGCGUACGGAGGACCUCCCCAGCAACAACAGUACAGCAGAGGCCCUCCCCCACCAGGACCACCCCAGCAGUACCAGCCUGGCCCCCCCGGCCCUCCUAUGUCUAACGUACAGACUGGACCGCCUGGGCCACCCAUGUCUGGUGUCCAGUCCGGUCCACCCAUGUCCGGUGUCCAGUCUGGACCACCCAUGUCCAGACCACCUCCCAGUAGUCAGAUGCAGAUGGUGAACCAGAUGCAGACCAUGAGUUUGUCUCAGCAAAGACCAGGUCCCCCCGCGCCAGGCAUGGGUGCACCCCCUCCAAGCAGCAUGCCCCCCUCAUCCUACGGACCCCCUGGAAGCUCUGCACCCCCCUCCAGCAUGUCCAUGGGACCCCCCUCCAGCAUGCCCCCCCAGAUGGGCCCCCCUGGACCGGGGAUGUACAGCUCUGCUGGCUACGCCCCCCCUGCCUCACAGCCAGGCAUGGUGGGAAUGCAGAAACAAUCAACAGACAAAAAUAAACCCAACUAUUCCGGUGCCCCAGGGUUCCAGGGGGGGUAUGGCUCCCCUCCCACCAGCCAGGGGGGGUACGGACAGCCCCCUGGGCCGGGGGGGAUGGGCGGUUACCAAGGGCAACCAGUGGCACAGCCCCCCCAGCAGAGGCGUCUGGAUCCUGACCAGAUCCCCAGUCCGGCCAGGCUGGACCCAGACCUAAUUCCUAGCCGUAUCCAGGUGAUUGAGGAUGACCGGACCAGUCGUGGAGGUCAGCAGUUUGCCACCAACACCAGAGGACUGAUGCCUCCUCUGGUCACCACGGACUUUCUUACUAUCGACCAAGGGAACUGUAACCCAGCGUUCAUGCGAGCGACCAUGUACAACAUCCCCUGUACUGCAGACAUGUACAAACAAUGCAGCGUUCCCAUGUCCCUGGUCAUCAAGCCAUUCGCACAACUCAAGCCACAGGAGGCACAGCUGUGUGUGGUUGACCACGGUACAGCCGGCCCAGUCAGGUGUAACCGGUGUAAGGCCUACAUGUGCCCCUUUAUGCAGUUUGUGGAAGGUGGUCGGAGGUUCAUGUGCAGUUUCUGUAGCUGUGUCACUGAUGUCCCAGACACGUACUUUGCCCACCUGGACCACACCGGGCGGAGGAUAGACGUGUACCAGAGGCCGGAGCUCGCCUGUGGGUCGUACGAGUUUAUCGCUACUCUAGAUUACUGCAAGCAAAGAUCCGUGCCUGUGCAGCCUGUGUCUCAGGCAGGAGACGGCUCGGCGGAGAGCGAUGUUAAUAACCAGCCCCCGAAUCCGCCUGCGUUCAUCUUCAUGAUCGAAGCCUCCUACAACAGUGUGAAGAACGGCAUGUUACCACUGCUCACUAAACACCUGAAGGGGCUGCUGGACACCUUACCUAGGGAAGACGGCCAGGAUGAAUCUUCCAUAAGAGUGGGUUUUGUGACCUUCAACAAAGUGCUGCACUUCUACAACGUCAAGGGUACCCUGGCCCAGCCGCAGAUGUUGGUUGUUUCCGACGUGGCCGAUGUUUUCCUGCCACUGUUAGACGGUUUCCUGGUCACGGUACAGGAGGCACGGGCAGUCAUAGAUAGUUUGUUGGAACAGAUCCCCCAGAUGUUCUCAGACACGAGGGAAACAGAGAUCUGCCUGGGACCAGUGGUGCAGGCUGGGCUGGAGGCGCUCAAGGCGGCAGACUGUGCGGGGAAGCUGUUUGUGUUCCAGACGUCGUUGCCGCUGGCAGAGGCUCCUGGGAAACUGAAGAACAGAGACGACAGGAAACUUCUGGGGACAGACAAGGAGAAGACCCUGUUCCAGCCGCAGAUGAGUUUUUACCAGACCCUGGGGAAGGACUGUGUAGCUCAGGGCUGCUGUGUCGACAUUUUCCUGUUCCCUAACCAGUACGUGGACGUGGCCACCGUGUCCGAGGUCUGCAAGCUCACCGGCGGACAGCUCUACAAGUACAACUUCUUCACGACGGAACAAACCGGUCAACACCAUAACCCUAUGGAGGCGGUGAAUGACGGUGAGCGGUUUAUCCAGGACCUGACGCAGGACAUCCAGCGACCAAUCGUGUUCGACGCCAUCAUGAGAGUCCGGACUAGCACGGGUUUCCGGCCGACAGACUUCCUGGGAAACUUCUACAUGUCCAACACGACAGACGUGGAGCUGGCAGCCAUGGACUGUGACAAGGCCGUCGCCGUCGACUUCAAACAUGACGACAAGCUCAGCGAAGAGCUCGGGGCUUAUGUUCAGGUGAGUUGUGCUUUUGGAUCACAUAGUUUGGGGUUCAAAUCUCGCCCCAACUCUAGAGACAAGCUCAGCGAAAAGCAGGUCACAUUAACUACGGAGGGCGUGUGACUGACGACUGGGACAGACGCACGAUGAUGAACAUCUUGCAGGACUUCUACGGAAACAAGGUCCUGAGUGAGACUCACGUCUUCUCUCCAUCAGGAGUCUACCACCAGCUCAGUCCU
Branchiostoma belcheri (Belcher's lancelet) is the source of this 2858-nucleotide messenger RNA. Its product is annotated as protein transport protein Sec24C-like. The transcript has 22 exons. The record is from RefSeq and is a predicted model, not a curated record. Gene Ontology annotation, molecular function: zinc ion binding; SNARE binding. Bases 121 to 2742 code for a protein of 873 amino acids. Gene Ontology annotation, biological process: intracellular protein transport; endoplasmic reticulum to Golgi vesicle-mediated transport; COPII-coated vesicle cargo loading. Gene Ontology annotation, cellular component: endoplasmic reticulum exit site; COPII vesicle coat. Lineage: Eukaryota; Metazoa; Chordata; Leptocardii; Amphioxiformes; Branchiostomatidae.